Messenger RNA from Penicillium olsonii, 414 nucleotides. The record is from the annotation of a GenBank genome assembly. NCBI's taxonomy places the organism in Eukaryota, Fungi, Ascomycota, Eurotiomycetes, Eurotiales, Aspergillaceae.
AUGAUUACAAUAAUAAGAAAUUUUUUAGCUAAUAAAUCACCAAUAGCUCAUAAAUAUAUGAAUCAUGAUUUUACUAAUGAAGAUGAUGAAUUUAUAGAAUUUGAUUCAUAUAUAGUACCUGAAAGUGAUUUAGAACAAGGUCAAUUUAGAAUGUUAGAAGUUGAUAAUAGAGUAAUUAUUCCUGAAUUAACUCAUACUAGAAUUGUAAUAUCAGCAGCUGAUGUUAUACAUUCUUAUGCUUGCCCUUCUUUAGGUAUUAAAGCAGAUGCUUACCCUGGUAGAUUAAACCAAGCUUCUGUUUACAUAAAUCGUCCUGGAACUUUCUUUGGACAAUGUUCAGAAAUAUGUGGUAUUUUACACAGUUCUAUGCCUAUUGCUAUACAAGCAGUAUCUAUAAGAGACUUUCUAUUGUGA